GCCGGCGCGGCCGAGCCCCGCGCUCCUGCUAGUGCCGCCCGGCCCCGGCCCCGGCCCCGGUCCGGGCCCCGGCAGAGCGAUGCUGCUGCUGGCUGCCGCCUUCCUCGUGGCGUUCGUGCUGCUGCUCUACAUGGUGUCUCCGCUCAUCAGCCCCAAGCCCCUCGCCCUGCCCGGAGCUCAUGUGGUGGUUACUGGAGGCUCCAGCGGCAUCGGAAAGUGCAUUGCCAUUGAGUGCUAUAAACAAGGAGCGUUUAUAACUCUGGUUGCACGAAAUGAGGAUAAGCUGUUGCAGGCAAAGAAAGAAAUUGAAAAACACUCUAUUAAUGAUAAACAGGUGGUGCUUUGUAUAUCAGUUGAUGUGUCUCAAGACUAUAGCCAAGUAGAGAAUGUCAUAAAACAAGCACAGGAGAAACUGGGCCCAGUGGACAUGCUUGUAAACUGUGCAGGAAUGUCACUUUCAGGAAAAUUUGAAGAUCUUGAAGUUAGUACUUUUGAGAGGCUCAUGAGUGUCAACUACCUGGGCAGCGUGUACCCGAGCCGAGCAGUGAUCACCACCAUGAAGGAGCGCCGCGUGGGCAGGAUCGUCUUUGUGUCCUCUCAGGCCGGGCAGCUGGGCCUGUUCGGCUUCACAGCCUACUCUUCCUCCAAGUUUGCCAUCAGGGGAUUGGCAGAAGCUCUGCAGAUGGAGGUGAAGCCAUAUAAUGUUUAUGUCACAGUGGCCUACCCUCCAGACACAGACACCCCUGGGUUUGCCGAAGAAAACAAAACUAAGCCUUUGGAGACUCGUCUUAUUUCAGAGACCACAUCUGUUUGCAAACCAGAGCAAGUGGCCAAACAAAUUGUUAAAGAUGCCAUACAAGGAAAUUUCAAUAGUUCCAUCGGCUCAGAUGGGUACAUGCUGUCCUCCCUGACCUGUGGAAUGGCUCCAGUAACUUCCAUCACUGAAGGGCUCCAGCAGGUGGUCACCAUGGGCCUUUUCCGCACUAUCGCUUUGUUUUACCUUGGAAGUUUCGACAGCAUAGUUCGUCGCUGCAUGAUGCAGAGAGCAAGAUCGGAAAUUGCAGACAAAACUGCCUAAUUCUUACCCCUUGGAAAAAGACUUCCGAAGUCACUUGACCAGCUUGCUGCUAAAGGGGGUGCAGUUUUUGCCUUGCAGACCCAUGUCUUGCUUUUGAAUCUGCAGGAUUGGACCAGUGCUCUUCAGAAACUUGGCUGCAAGCAAGGGGAUAGACGUUCAACUCCAGACAAUAUUCUUAAUACUAUGCAAAUACGGAGCAGGAGACAGCUUGAUUCUUGGAGGUGGAGAGGUGAUGGCAAGGGAACUAAUAGCGUGUGAGCAGGGCAAAGAACAGGAUUCAGGAGUGAUCGUGAAAAUUUUUUCUAUUUAUUCUAUUUUUCCCAGAAGAGAUCGAGUCCAGAAAUGUCCUUUCUGAGGACUUUUUGACCCUGCCAUGAAAGACAGUUUAGGGAUUUCUGGGGCCAUUUUUUUUCUCUUUUCCUUUUUUAACUCCAUGUAUUUUAUUCCAGAUGUGAUUCACACAUUGCCACUGUGUCUGAGUGCAUGAUAACGUCCCUAACUCACUCUGUUGCUGGUGGACCCUUGUGGCUUCUCUCUCUUUGAUCCCAUAAAACUACAAGGGGGAUGGGAGAGGGCAGUGCAGUGGAGCAAGGGAGAUAAAUAUUUUCCAGUAGGAAAACAUAAUGCUUUCUUGUCUUUUUUAGACUCAAAUGCUUAGGGCACUUUUCAUUUUUCAUUGAUGAAGAAAGGCAGCCUCCUAAAAUGUUUUCUGAAGAGAAGUAAAAUUCUUAGAAGCUUAAGGAUUACAGUUCCUUCAGCAGCCAUGAUGACCUGAUGCUAGCCAUUCCAUUGUAGUGUCUUACUCUUCCUGAGUCUUCCUUUCCAAUUUUGCUUAUACUGCUAUAAUAUUUUUGUAAAAAAACAAAAAAAAAGUAAAGACCAUUUUUUUGACUUGACUUUGUAAAUUAAUUAAUGAAUUUAUUAAAGCAAACGAAAAAAAUUGGAAAGUGUGACAUUUUUCUCCUCGUAGCAUAUAUGUAGCUUUUACAAAAGGCUGAUGAUGGAAUUCCCAUUGUGGCUCAGCAGUUCAUAAACCUGACUAGUGUCCAUGAGGAUGCAGAUUCAAUCCUUGGCCUUGCUCAGUGGAUUAAGGAGCCAGCAUUAUAGUGAGCCAUGGUGUAGGUCACAGGUGCAGCUUGGAUCUGGCAUUAUGGCUGUUGCAAAAGCUGGCAGCUGCAGCUCUGAUUCGACCCCUAGCCCAGGAAUUUACAUACGCUGUGGAUGCGACCCUCAAAA
Molecule: messenger RNA, 2314 nt
Organism: Phacochoerus africanus (Common warthog)
Lineage: Eukaryota; Metazoa; Chordata; Mammalia; Artiodactyla; Suidae
Gene: KDSR
Product: 3-ketodihydrosphingosine reductase
Exons: 10
Coding region: 80-1078 (332 amino acids)
Biological process (GO): sphingolipid biosynthetic process
Cellular component (GO): endoplasmic reticulum membrane
Molecular function (GO): 3-dehydrosphinganine reductase activity
Source: RefSeq, a predicted model, not a curated record